CGCUGGGGCGGGGACAGGGGACGGCCGCGGGGCCGGCCCCGCCCGCCCUGCCCGGCUCUCCGGCGGCGCCGAUGGGGCUGCGGGCCUGGCUGCGAUCGCUCGGCUGCUGCGGCUGCUGCGGCGGGGAGGCGGCGGUGGCCGAGAAGGAGCCCCUGCUCAGUAACAACAACCCCUACGCGUCCUUCGGGGCCACCCUGGCGCGGGAUGAGGAGCAGAACCUGUGGAGCACCCCCCACGACGUGACCCACACCGAGGCCGACGACGACCGCGUGCUCUACAACAUGAUCGUGGUCAGGAACCAGCUGGACAAGGACUCGGAGGAGUGGCAGAAGCUCAACUAUGACAUUUAUACUUUACGGCAGACGCGGAAAGAAGUGAGGAGCAGGUGGAAACACAUUUUGGAGGAUUUAGGUUUCCAGAAGGAGGCAGAUUCCCUCUUGUCAGUGACCAAACUUAGCAUCAUCAGCGACUCUCAGAACAUGAGCAAAGCCCGGGACAUCUUGCUGAAGCUCUCGGAGGAGACCAACAUCUUCCCAACCAGCUGGGAGCUUUCCGAGCGCUACCUCUUUGUGGUGGACCGGCUCAUCGCGCUGGACGCCGCGGACGAGUUCUUCAAGGUGGCCAGCGCCGCGUAUCCCAAGCGGGACAGGGCGGACGAGGGCCCCGGGCCCCUGCGGAGCGGCCCGGCCGCUGUGCCCUGAGGAGUGUGCCUCGCUGGAGUGACACGGGACAGGCUCCUCAGCACGGAGAGAGCCUCCCUUGUUUCCCUGUGGAGAGGAGAGGCGGAGCAGGGCAGCGGGGCCAGCGAGCUGUGCCCAGCAGGAGCGCACGGAAAGGCGGGCGCUGGCCCCAGGGAGCUCCCGGGCACCAGGGAGGGAGAACUGCCCUGGAGCAGCCCCCGUGGGACAGCACUGCCCGUAGUGUAUGCAGUAGGCACGGGGAGGAGUUGCCAUGCAGGAGCUGCAAAGGUUCUGGUGCCUCUAAUUCCAAGGGCUGAGAGGAAAUCCACCUUUCCACCUUCUGCCGCUGUCCCCUCCGUGGAGCCUGCCAGCCAGGAGGAGCAGCGAGAGAGGAAAAACACCUCCGACAUCUACAACCCUGUGACUCUGUGCGCUGGGCUCUUCCUCACCCCAGCCCUCCAGGCGGGUCCCAGGGGAUUUGGGGAAGAGGCAGGAGCCGUGCCAGGAUUGAAUUCCAGGCAGCAAAUGGGAUGAUGUCGUGUCAUGUCACUGGUGAGCCUCAGUGGCCCAUUAACAGAAGAUAUCUGCCUUGGAGCAGUGUCACAGUUGGGUGCUCCUUAGUGGCUGAGGGAUGUUUUUUGUCAGGGGUGCUCAGCUUGACAUCUUAAAAGAAGGCAGAGUUUAGGAAGGUGCCACGUUCAGAGCUGCUGAGAAUUUGGCUCCUGGAACAUUGGUUGCCCUGCAUCUCAAUCUCUUUUGAAAAGUUUUGGUCUUAAUUGCCUAAAAAAACCCCACCACAAAGCUGCAUGCACUGGCAAUAUAAAAAUCCUCAUUACCAGCAGGCGUGGUAUAAUGAACAUCCUUUUUGUCUCGGGGUUUUGUCUGAUAACGAGCAAUAAUUUUUAAAACACUGGAUUUGAUAAUUUAAAAACAAGUGGAGGUUCUUCACUGAUAAACAUACAUGCUGCUAAUUGGCCAGUUGAAAAUGCUGGUUACAUAGGGCCUCCCGAAGUAGCAAACCAGAGCUUUUAUUUGUUUAUACCUAUGGUGUUUGUAAAAAAAGAAAUGUAUUUAUAAACUGUUUUUGUUUGUCAGUCUUCCUGGGAAACAUUUUGUCAACUCCGAACAGCAGUGAAA
Prinia subflava (tawny-flanked prinia) is the source of this 1817-nucleotide messenger RNA. RefSeq names its product melanoregulin (gene MREG). Gene Ontology annotation, biological process: melanosome transport; melanocyte differentiation. The transcript has 5 exons. Lineage: Eukaryota; Metazoa; Chordata; Aves; Passeriformes; Cisticolidae. Bases 72 to 701 code for a protein of 209 amino acids. The record is from RefSeq and is a predicted model, not a curated record. Gene Ontology annotation, cellular component: melanosome.